AACAUUUGGUUUCAGAUUUACUCAUAAGGACAAUUCUCUCAUUUCUGAAUUUCACCGCCCCAUUAUUGGUAUAAACAGGUGGAAAAACCGAUCUGAGGGAGAAGAAGAUUCUCCUUCUGGGGGCCUGGCUUUGUUCUCUGCUGGUGAUUCUUCAUAAUUGAGAGAAUGAGCAGUGAAGAACAAAGCUUUGAGGAUCCCAAACUGGUUGCUGAUGCAAUGGACAACAAUCAGGCAUGUGCAUCGAAGGAAGGUAAAGGAAAGCGUCUGUGGAAGAAGGUGAAGUAUCAGCUGGUUGAGUACCACUCGUUGCCCCACUAUUUAAGAGACAACGAGUAUAUCAUAGGUCAUUACCGGCCUGAGUGGCCAUUGAAGCAGGUCUUGCUCAGUAUGUUCACCAUCCACAAUGAGACGCUGAAUGUUUGGACGCAUUUGAUCGGGUUCUUCCUUUUUCUUGCCCUGACCAUAUACACUGCAAUGAAGGUUCCAGAUGUCGUUGAUCUUCAUGCCUUACCUGAUGUGCUGAAAAAUGCUGAUCUUCACAAGUUGCAUGAGGAACUCAUGACAUGCCUCCCGUCGUUACCCAACAUGCCUGCUUUGAACAAACUUAGGGAGGAGUUAAAGACUUCGUUGCCUUCAAUGGAUCUACUUCCCUCGCUCUCUGGUUGGCAUGUUAUGGAACUUCUGAAUAAUUGUUUGCCUCAGAGGUUCUCCCAUGGCAACCACACUGAUGUUUGUGUUCUGCAUAGCAUGAAGGAAGAUUUAGCAAACAUAAUAGCACCGUUGGUGAUGAGACCAAUUACACGAUGGCCAUUUUUCGCUUUCUUGGGAGGAGCAAUGUUUUGCUUGCUGUCCAGCAGUGCUUGCCAUCUUCUCUCUUGCCACUCUGAGCGAACGUCAUAUAUCAUGCUCAGGCUGGACUAUGCUGGAAUUGCAGCCCUUAUAUCCACCUCAUUCUACCCUCUUGUUUACUACUCCUUCAUGUGCAACCCUUUCUUCUGCACCCUUUACAUGGGGUUCAUAACCAUCUUAGGAAUUGCCUCAGUCUUGGGUUCCCUCUUGCCUGUCUUUCAAACUCCUCAGUACCGUAGUGUCCGUGCAUCUCUUUUCUUCGGCAUGGGCUUGUCGGGCAUUCUUCCUAUCCUCCACAAGCUUAUCUUGUUCUCAGACCAACCUGAGGCGCUCCACACAACUGGGUAUGAGAUUCUCAUGGGGAUUUUCUACGGAGUUGGAGCACUGGUUUAUGCAACAAGGAUUCCAGAACGAUGGAUGCCUGGGAAAUUCGACAUUGCAGGGCACAGCCACCAACUGUUCCACAUACUGGUAGUUGCAGGCGCAUACACUCAUUACCGUGCAGGGCUUGUUUACUUGAAGUGGCGUGAUUUAGAAGGUUGCUGAACUAGGAACAUAGCAAUCUAGCGUGUGAGGUCGUUGUUGUAUUGAUAGCUGGUGGUGUAGAUAUGUUUUUCCUUUUCGCCAUUGUGACUGUAACUGUAAAACCAACCACAGCAAUAAUGUGCUUGGUUCAGGGGGUAAAAAGAACAAAAGAGAAAAUUAAGAAAGUUAGUCAGAGACUCGGAGUGUGAAAAAUUGUGUUGCAAUAUUUAGCUAGACUUCUUGAAUCUUGACAUUGUAGAAGCUCGUGCUGUUUGUGUAAAUAAGGAUUUUGUAUUGGUUUCAAAAUCCACAAUAGUGAAGUUGUUUGUACUGUUUCCA
Molecule: messenger RNA, 1713 nt
Organism: Fragaria vesca subsp. vesca
Lineage: Eukaryota; Viridiplantae; Streptophyta; Magnoliopsida; Rosales; Rosaceae
Product: ADIPOR-like receptor CG5315-like
Exons: 4
Coding region: 166-1395 (409 amino acids)
Cellular component (GO): membrane
Molecular function (GO): signaling receptor activity
Source: RefSeq, a predicted model, not a curated record